AUGUUGACGAAAAAAAAGCUUCAUAAUUUUCAGAAAUUUAUUGCUAUAAAACUCUCUUCACUUCCAUUACAAAUUCUUCUGUAUCUAAAUGGUUGGUAUUUUGGUUUCUUUUGGAUUUGUGAGAUUCUUAUUUUUGCAUAUAAAGGCACUGUGCUUCCUUAUCCAGGAUCCAAUUUAGCAGGGGAAAUUGUAUUGUUAUUUACUUUGUUGGCUGUUGAGGUCGUCAGGUUAUUUAUGGGGAAGAAAGGUAAUUUGACAGAGAAGUUAAUGCAUCUUGCCGUUUCAGUAGCUCUGAGUGUACCUGUUAUUUUUGUUUAUAUUUACUACCUUAUUUGGCAAACGUAUGUGCUGCGAGUUGAGGUCAUUCUAAAUGCUAUUCAACUUGUAUUCCUAGCAUUUGAAAUCAUCUUCAGCCUCAUAGCAAUAAUAACAUUUGCAAGAGCUGAGGCUUACCGGUGAUCUCAUCUAGUAAUUCUCACCGAAGUCUAUUCAGUAUGAGCCGAUACCAGUUUGAAUUGCCACCAGUGUGUUGAUGACCCUUGGAGCGAAUGCCAUUUUGAUUGAGUACAAGUUGUAUGAAUUACAACUCAGAUGGUUUUUUUCUAAUACAAAAUAUUUGCCGUCCUAAAUCAGUUGUGAAAAAUUAUACUUGUUUGUCCUCCUCAUUCAAAUGCCAUGACAAAGCUAUUCCAGGCCUACAGAAGACAAAAUAUGUGGAUAUAAAGUAAACAUGCUAAAGAUUAAUAUUCAAUACUGUAGCCAUGAAUAAAAUGGUCAUGUCAAUUUUUGGAGUGACAUUCUUAUUAUUUGUAGCCAUAAAUGUAUAUUUUGUACAUAUUUGAGAAGAUAAAGUAAUAAUAAACAUUUAUAGCUACUGAAAGUUAUUUUGUGAAAGUAAAACAUUAUUAAAUUUUAAAGAUAAUGUAA
Anneissia japonica is the source of this 927-nucleotide messenger RNA. RefSeq names its product transmembrane protein 216-like. The record is from RefSeq and is a predicted model, not a curated record. NCBI's taxonomy places the organism in Eukaryota, Metazoa, Echinodermata, Crinoidea, Comatulida, Comatulidae. The transcript is spliced from 5 exons. Gene Ontology annotation, cellular component: ciliary transition zone. The coding region runs from base 1 to 459 and encodes 152 amino acids. Gene Ontology annotation, biological process: non-motile cilium assembly.